This is a messenger RNA of Actinia tenebrosa (Australian red waratah sea anemone), 1217 nucleotides long. RefSeq lists its product as uncharacterized. The record is from RefSeq and is a predicted model, not a curated record. Gene Ontology annotation, molecular function: arylformamidase activity. NCBI's taxonomy places the organism in Eukaryota, Metazoa, Cnidaria, Anthozoa, Actiniaria, Actiniidae.
UAAGGUUGGCGCGGUCACAUAUAAUAUUUUAAGAAUCCGGAAUUUAAGCUACGAGCUAUGAAAGGAGUGUUUUUGGUGUCCGUGUUUCUAUGYCUGCUAGUCAUCUCCACUUGUAUGCCGGCUAAAUGGAUAGAAAUGACGUACAAGUUCGACAACACCACUCUUUAUUGGCCUGGUGGAAAUCGUUUUAAGCACACGUUGGUAUUCCAAGGUCGGCAACAGCUGUUUUAUUACACUUCAUAUGAUAUCUCGAGCUCUGAGCAUGGUGGAACUCACUUGGAUGCUCCAAUUCACUUCGCUCAAGGAAAAUGGACCACGGAUGAGAUUCCUCUGAAUACGCUUAUCGGCGAUGCUGUAGUUAUCGACAUCACGUCAAAAACUAUAGGAAAUCCUGAUAGUCAUUUGAUGGUCGAUGAUAUUACAAAUUGGGAGAAGAAGCAUGGGACGAUUCCUGAUGACGUUAUAUUGCUUGUCUUGACUGGAUGGGGAAGAUACUGGCCUGACGCUAAGCAAUACCUUGGAACAGAUGGCACUAACACAAGCCUCCUUCACUUCCCCGGACUACACCCCGAUGCCGCUCAAUGGCUCGUUAAGAACAGGAAAAUCAAACUCUUUGGACUAGACACGGCGUCUGUGGAUUACGGUCAGUCUAAAGACUUCAAGUCACACCAAAUUCUUUUGGCUCAAAACAUCCCUGCUUUAGAGAACCUUGCCAACCUGGAUAAACUCCCUCCAAAAGGUGCAACAGUCUACGCUGCUCCUCAAUUCAUUACUGAUGGCAGCGGGGGUCCAUGUAGAGUAUUUGCGACCAUUAAUAAGCCGUAYGCUAGUGGAGCUUUGGCUUCAACACCGAUUAAACCACUUGCACUUGCAUUGCUGUUCAUGGUAUAUAACAUUGUCAGUUAGACCAUCCUCAUUCCCAGAUCCUGCUCGGUUGUAGUAGGAGGAGGAGGAUCUGGGAACGAGAAUGCAGUUAGACACGUUAAAAUUUAGUAGGCGUUCCUGGAUUGGGACGGGGAGGAUUGGGGUGAAGAUGGGGCUUCUUUCUCCUCUGCUCCAACCUUCCCCGUUUCAACUAGRAAACUAUUCGCGGGUUAAUUAAUAGUGGCCAGUUAAAAUUGUUGAAGUUAAAAUCUUCGUUAAACAACUUUCUGUGAUGAGAAUCAACUGAAGAUUCGUACAAAUCGUCAUUAAAAUGAAUUAACUUAGUAAACUGA